Molecule: messenger RNA, 387 nt
Organism: Vicia villosa (hairy vetch)
Lineage: Eukaryota; Viridiplantae; Streptophyta; Magnoliopsida; Fabales; Fabaceae
Product: cyclin-dependent protein kinase inhibitor SMR13-like
Exons: 1
Coding region: 1-387 (128 amino acids)
Biological process (GO): regulation of DNA endoreduplication
Source: RefSeq, a predicted model, not a curated record
AUGGUCCCUAUAGGAAAGACAACAUCAAGAAAGAAGAAGACAAGAACAACAAAAGGAAGAAAACUCACAAGAAGCAGCCACUUCAAGAACCAACAACUAGAGAGCAAAAAACAAGAAACAUCCUCCGAAAACAAGGACAGGAACAUGGAUUCUGAUAAGGUUGUUGAAGAUGUUUCUGUUCCCCCAACAAGUAAGAGUAUAUGCUCAACACCAAAAGGUCAAAAGUUUCGGAUACCAGAAAUCUCAACAUGUCCACCAGCACCAAAGAAGCAAAGACAAAGAGUGCUUUCAAAUUUCUCUCUUCGUAGAACUUUUUUUGCACCACCAGACUUGGAGAUGUUUCUGUGUGUUGCACUUCAAGAUUCUCCAGUUUCAAUUUUUUGCUAG